Aspergillus glaucus CBS 516.65 is the source of this 174-nucleotide messenger RNA. RefSeq lists its product as uncharacterized. Bases 1 to 174 code for a protein of 57 amino acids. The transcript is spliced from 2 exons. The record is from RefSeq and is a predicted model, not a curated record. NCBI's taxonomy places the organism in Eukaryota, Fungi, Ascomycota, Eurotiomycetes, Eurotiales, Aspergillaceae.
AUGGAGGCAAAUUAUUUGCGUCAUAUGAGUCGGGAAAGAAGCCGUAAACGUCAGCGAUCCUCUUCAACAAUUGAAACAGAGAGUCAACACAGUUGUCAAAAUCUUGAAGUUCCACAUGGGAAUUCAGGAAGUCAACCAAGAUCAUCCUCUUCUCAGGUUGCUGAUAAUGAGUAA